Cygnus olor (mute swan) is the source of this 1554-nucleotide messenger RNA. It is a transcript of the gene PPA2, whose product is annotated as inorganic pyrophosphatase 2. Gene Ontology annotation, cellular component: extracellular exosome; cytoplasm. The coding region runs from base 200 to 1249 and encodes 349 amino acids. Gene Ontology annotation, biological process: phosphate-containing compound metabolic process. The record is from RefSeq and is a predicted model, not a curated record. Lineage: Eukaryota; Metazoa; Chordata; Aves; Anseriformes; Anatidae. The transcript is spliced from 12 exons. Gene Ontology annotation, molecular function: magnesium ion binding; inorganic diphosphate phosphatase activity.
CCUCCCCUCAGGCGUCGGCGCGGCUGGUGGCGGCUCUCCCCGCUCGCCCGCAGCUCUCCCUCCUCGUCGGCAGUGCAGGAGGGCACCACUACCGGUCCUGGAAGCUCCCUGCCCCGCCGUGCCAGGGCUUCCAGGCGGGGCGGGGGGCCGGCGCAGCCUCGACGGCCGCAGGAAGGGGAGGGAGGCGACCGCCGCCAUCAUGCGUGCGCUGCCGGGGCUGGGGCGGCUGCUGCUGGCGGCGCGGGGGUGGGGGCGGCCGCCGCGCCGCUGCCUCAGCGCCAUGGCCCGCUACGGCACGGAGCAGCGGGGGCGGCCCAACUCUCCCGAUUACCGCCUCUACUUUAAGAAUGCAGAUGGUAAAUAUAUUUCCCCAUUUCAUGACAUUCCGCUUUUUGCUGGAGCUAAAGAGGAUAAAGAGAUUCCUGCAAAGAGGUCAAAAACUACAGCAAACGAGGUCCUGUUUAAUAUGAUCGUGGAAGUGCCUCGUUGGACGAACGCAAAAAUGGAGAUUGCCACCGAGGAGCCGUUGAAUCCCAUUAAACAAGAUACAAAGAAAGGCAAGCUCCGAUAUGUGGCAAAUAUCUUUCCUCACAAGGGUUAUAUAUGGAAUUAUGGUGCCCUCCCUCAGACCUGGGAAGAUCCACACCAUAAAGAUGACAUUACUGGAUGCUGUGGGGAUAAUGAUCCUAUUGAUGUUUGUGAGAUCGGUUCAAAGGUUCGUUCUUCUGGUGAGAUUGUUAAAGUGAAGGUGUUGGGUGUUUUAGCUCUGGUUGAUGAAGGAGAGACAGAUUGGAAGAUAAUUGCCAUCGGUGUGGAUGACCCGGAAGCCCAGAAUAUCCACGAUAUUGAUGAUGUCAGGAAGCACAAGCCGGGUUACCUUGAGGCUACGAUCGAGUGGUUCCGGUUAUAUAAAGUUCCUGAUGGUAAACCAGAAAAUCGGUUUGCUUUUAAUGGAGAAUUUAAAAGCAAGGAUUUUGCUGUUGAAAUUAUUAAAUCCACUCAUGAAUACUGGAAAGCUUUGCUUCAUAAAAAAACUGAUGGAGGUACUAUUAAAUGCACGAAUGUUCUGGUGAAUGGCAGCCCAUUUUGUUGCAGUGAGGAGGAUGCCCGAUCAAUUGUGCAGUCGGCACCAGUGCCUGUGAAUGGAGAUCCUGUUUCCCCAGAAGGGAUGGUUCAGUCAGUGUUGAAACUUGUUGCAAAGUUGUUUCAGCAGACUCUUAAAGUUACUGUGAGGACAUGCUUUCCAUAGGCUGGGGAGAGAGCUCACCCAGAAGUAUUGUUAGGAGGGGAGAUGGUUGAAAGGGCAGUAUGUUGCUUGUUGAAGAGCGUGACUGGCUAGUUGUACAGAAUUAAUGUCAUCUCGAUGUGUAUUUUUUGUUUUAGUUGAUUCCUGGUACUUUUUCCCCAAGUGAUCAUUGAAGUGUUCUGAAGCUGCAUCUCCAAAUCUUAAGUCAUCCCGUUUUUGAAGACAGGCAAAUGCACUAAUUGUUGGUUGAAACAACUUUUCAAAUUGUGUAAACCUUUUCUCAUGUAAAUAAACAUUGACAUUAUAAA